This is a messenger RNA of Drosophila novamexicana, 1345 nucleotides long. RefSeq names its product segmentation protein even-skipped (gene eve). NCBI's taxonomy places the organism in Eukaryota, Metazoa, Arthropoda, Insecta, Diptera, Drosophilidae. The record is from RefSeq and is a predicted model, not a curated record. The transcript has a single exon. Gene Ontology annotation, biological process: regulation of transcription by RNA polymerase II. Bases 1 to 1173 code for a protein of 390 amino acids. Gene Ontology annotation, cellular component: nucleus. Gene Ontology annotation, molecular function: RNA polymerase II cis-regulatory region sequence-specific DNA binding; DNA-binding transcription factor activity, RNA polymerase II-specific.
AUGCACGGAUAUCGCACCUACAACAUGGAGAGCCAUCACCACGAUGGCAGCAGCAGCGCCGUUGACCAGAAGCCGCUGGUCGUCGAUCUGAUCUCAACACAAUACGGCAAACCGCAAACGCCGCCGCCUUCGCCAAAUGGUAAGUGCCGCAAACCGAGCGCUGCUCCACUCAACAGCUUGACUAACUGUCCGCUCUUCUUCUCCCUUUUCCAUGCAGAGUGCCUGUCCAGUCCGGACAACUCGCUGAAUGGCAGUCGCAACUCGGAGAUACCCGCUGAUCCGUCGGUUCGUCGCUAUCGAACCGCAUUUACACGCGAUCAGCUGGCGCGUCUCGAGAAGGAGUUCUACAAGGAGAACUAUGUGUCCCGGCCGCGUCGCUGCGAGCUGGCCGCCCAGCUCAAUCUGCCCGAGUCCACGAUCAAAGUGUGGUUCCAGAAUCGUCGCAUGAAGGACAAACGCCAGCGCAUCGCCGUCGCCUGGCCGUACGCAGCCGUUUACUCGGAUCCCGCUUUCGCCGCUUCCAUACUGCAAGCGGCCGCCAAUAGCGUGGGCAUGCCCUAUCCGCCGUAUGCACCGGCUGCCGCUGCCGCCGCCGCAGCUGCCGCCAAUCCCAUGCUGGCCACCGGCAUGCCCACCAUGCCAGUGCCCGGCCACUCGCCGUAUGCCCAGUACCGUUAUGCGCCGUAUCACAUUCCCGCAAGGCCGGCACCGCCGCCAGCUCCGCACAUGCAUCCGCACACGCACACGCAUCCGCACUCGGCGGUGGCCAUGCAGGCGGCGAUGGGCUAUCCGGCGGCCAUGUUGGGCGCCGCUGCCGCCGCCGCAACGAUGCCGCCCAGCUAUGCCGGGCAGCAGCUGCAGCUGCCCAAGACCCAGACGCCGCCGCUGGAUCUGCAGUCGUCCUCGUCGCCGCACUCCUCCACGCUGUCGCUGAGUCCCGUCGGCUCCGAUCACACCAAGGUCUUCGAUCGCAGUCUCAGCCCGCUGCGCAGCGCGCCCACCGCCCCCGCCCCAGGCGCCAUCCACACGACCAGCAGCCCGCUGCCUGCGCCCGGUCUGCUGAUGAUGCCCAGCGCCAAGCGGCCAGCGUCGGAUAUGUCGCCGCCGCCGGCGACCACAGUUCUGGCGGAGCCGAAGCCCAAGCUAUUCAAGCCCUACAAGACUGAGGCGUAGGCGUUGCCACGCCCAUGCCCGCUGAACCGCAACCCGCGCUGCCCGCUCGAUUGUACAAAUUAGCGUUAAAUUGUUGUUGCACCUCAAUUGCAUCUCCCCCACACGCUCCCUCCUACCCCCUCUGCACAGUGUGUGGAGCGGGAUCGAAUCGAAGCUAUUUAUCAGUUGUACA